This is a messenger RNA of Penaeus vannamei (Pacific white shrimp), 1616 nucleotides long. RefSeq names its product homeobox protein SIX3. Gene Ontology annotation, molecular function: RNA polymerase II cis-regulatory region sequence-specific DNA binding; DNA-binding transcription factor activity, RNA polymerase II-specific. Gene Ontology annotation, cellular component: nucleus; transcription regulator complex. Gene Ontology annotation, biological process: regulation of transcription by RNA polymerase II. Lineage: Eukaryota; Metazoa; Arthropoda; Malacostraca; Decapoda; Penaeidae. The record is from RefSeq and is a predicted model, not a curated record.
CUUGAGAGCAGAACAUGUGACGGCCGCGAGAGUGAUGCUUAGUGACGGCCAAGUAAACACAGCGCUAAUAAGUGAGCAGAGAGCACCUCGCCGCGGUACAAGAACCCUCGACUCCGCCAUUGUGUACUCAGAGGGAAUUCCCUUGUGACAUUGCGAGAGUGAUAUUAUUCGUAGAAAAGUCUGAGAAGUUGUUUUAAUUUGCGCCAAGCAGGAAGGCGGUAGAAAAGCAAAUCAGUGUGCUUGCGGGCCAAAUCUCGACUGGGCCGGCAGGCGUUGGUGUCGAUUAGGUUGUAAAUUGGUAUAUCCUCUCCCGAUAUAUUUUAUUUUAUGCGUCCGCUGGCACCGCAUGUCCCUGGCCUUUGACGGAUGACGAUGAAGACAUCAGAGCCGGGCCGUCCUCCGUCUGUCGACUCCUUGGGCAGCCUGUCCAUCCCGUCUCCCGCAGCGCUCGUCACCCCCGCCCCAGCGACGCCCACCGCCCUCACCGCCGCCGCGCCCAUCAUGGCCCGAGACGCCGAUGCCCCCGCGGGCGUGAACACAGGCCCUUCCUCGUCGUCGUCGUCGUCGUCGUCCGCCUCCUCCUCCGCGCCGCCCGAGAGCUCGAGCGUCCUCCAGAGCAAAGGCAUCCUGCAGUUCAGCCCCGAGCAGAUCGACUGCGUGUGCGAGACCCUCCUUCAGGCGGGGGACAUGGAGCGCCUCGGGAGGUUCCUCUCCAUCCUCCCGCUGCACGCCGAGGUCUCCCGGCCGUCGGAGGUGAUCCUCAGAGCCAAGGCGUCCGUGGCCUUCCACAGAGGGACGUUCAAGGAAGUCUACAGCAUCCUGGAGACCAACAGCUUCACGUCCAAGUACCACACGGAGAUGCAGAACAUGUGGUACCGCGCGCACUACAAGGAGGCCGAGAAGAUCAGACAGCGCCCGCUCGGAGCCGUGGACAAGUACCGCAUCCGGAAGAAAUACCCGCUGCCCAAGACGAUCUGGGACGGCGAGGAGACCAUCUACUGCUUCAAGGAGAAGUCUCGAGUCGCCCUCAAGGAGUGCUACAAGCAGAACCGGUACCCGACGCCAGACGAGAAGCGGAGCCUGGCGAAGCAGACGGGCCUCACUCUGACGCAGGUGUCCAACUGGUUCAAGAAUCGCCGCCAGAGGGAUCGCAACCCCGCGCCCAGACCAGACCUCCUCCUGGGCCCCCACGGCGACGCCUCCGUCAUGUCGCACCACUUCGACCCGACGGCACACGACAUGCGGGCCAUGUACGUCGCCAAGAUGACCUACGACCCGACCAAGAUGGGCUACGACCCGACCAAGAUGGGCUACGACCCGAGCCUGGGGAGCGUGGCCCCUCGACACAACAUGAUGAAGCCCGACAUGCUCGCGCAGCACCUGAAGCCCGACGCGACCUCCCUGCUGCACCACUUCCCCAACAUGGCCGCCGCCGCCGCCGCCUCCUACUCCUACCCGGGAUACGACCCCUCGGCGCUGCAGGCGGUGACCACGGCGGUGCACCAGGAGAUGUGAGGCCACGGGGGCGCGCCGCGGAAGGGCGUGGCGGGGCAAAGGACUUGGUGAAACAGGCCGACUUGCCACCCGUGGGACGAGGCUUGCGGGAAACCAGUCGC